AUGGCUGAACUAUUGAAAGUCCAAAAUAAGUUGCUGUCAAUGAAGUGCUGCUUGUGUAAGAAUGUUUUAUCAGUGCCUCCUAUAAUGGUGCUUUCCGAAGAUGGAACAGAAUUGAAAUGCGGAAGAUGUAAAAAUAACAAUGAGAAGCCAUCAGUUUGCAGAAAUAUUGCUCUUGAGAAUAUGGCAAUGUUCUUCUCAUUUCCUUGCAUAUACAAAAAUUGCAAUGAAAUGAUUCCGUGGAAAGAGGUGGGAAGUCAUGAAGACGCUUGUGAUAACAAGACGAUUAAAUGUCCAAUGUAUUACCAAAAAUGUGAACGAAAUGUACAGGUGCCUAAGUUGGAGGAGCACUGUAAACGUUAUCAUAAAGGGAAUAUUUAUUAUGAAACUCUCAACUGUUCAUUUUCCCCCAACGAAGAUCUAAUAAGUAUCUUGAUAUCCAGUAAUCAACAGUUCAUUAUAUAUAUCACAAUGGGCAGCAAAUUGUCAGAGAUAUAUGUUGCUUCUUUGAAAAAAAUCAAUGAAUGUUUCACAUACGAUUUGAAAUUGUCCAGCACAUGUAAUAACACGUUUGUCGCAUAUGAAAAUCAGCCGAUUAGCAAAUAUGACGAAGUAGAUCAUUGCCUUAGAUGUAUGCGUUCUAAUUGUGAUUUGAGAGGCUAUCCCCAUACAAAAGUGAAAGACGAUGUCCCUGUUAAUAAGUUUUUGAAGAAGGUCGAUCUGACUGCCGUGAAACUUAUUUUUGGUGAUAUUUCCAAGAUCAGAUACAGAAUAACUAUCGUCCCGAAGAAGGAAUAUAAGGAUAACAACAAGGAAUCAUCGAGCGAAAUUGCAACGGUAGAAAACCAUAAGAAAGAAGUGAACAUCGUCGAUGAUGAAAGUUUGGAAACGAAUAAGCUUAAACAGUGUCCUAGAUGCAUGAAGUACGUGCUUGAUAUAAUCUUCAUCGUCAACGAUGAGAAAAUUUGCGUUGAAUGCGGAAUCGAGCUGACUAGUCAGAUCUUAGCGUAA
This is a messenger RNA of Phaedon cochleariae (mustard beetle), 1008 nucleotides long. The record is from the annotation of a GenBank genome assembly. Lineage: Eukaryota; Metazoa; Arthropoda; Insecta; Coleoptera; Chrysomelidae.